AUGAAUCGUUGGUUCAUAUUGGCUUCAAUUCUUAUUGACUUCGCUGCUUGUCAAGCUCCUGCUCAAGCUGCACUAUUGAGCUCAUUCGGACAAUGUUCUUACACAGGUGAUCCACAUCUUAUACCAUUUCCAACAGGAGUAAACCAACCAGUUAAUAUGUAUUUUUGUAACAAGAGCCAAUGGGAAGUACUUCUUCAAAAUAAAUGGAUUUUGGUUAUUGUUAAAGCCGGUCCAAGCCCAUUUGUUAUUGUUGAUCAUUUGGUCAUAUUCUUUGAUGGCAACUUAGGUAUUAAAUGUAUAUUAAGUGGUAGUCUUGGCUUAUCAACAUGCCCACUUACUUCAUCAGUUGUAUCAAUCACAAAUACACUUGGAACAGCAUGGAGUCAUUGGUAUCCGGCUGCCUCAUUCUUGAAUAUUCAAAUUACAUCUUACCCGUGGGGAGUAGCCAAACGUUAUGAUAUAACUAUUCGAGAAACAUUCGCUUUGAUUGGCCAAUCAGCAGGUCUCUGUGUUAAACACAAUUGUCCAUUAGAAAGAGUUAUAUCAGUUCCACCUCCAGUUGUUGUAAAGGUUUGCGAGAUUUAUAUUAGCGCAGUACCACGACAAUAUGCAGCUGGUCUUGCUGCGAACUUCGUUGGUCUUGUACAACUUGCUUGCCAUAAUGAUCUCUUACUUACAAAGAACAUGAGAUUUGCUCAAACAACACUUCCUCUUUUGGUUUACAGUGCUCUUUCCCAAUUGAAUAGUGAUAACUAUAAAGCUGGCGUUAUUAAAGCCGAAGCGGAUAUUAGUGCAGCUCUUGUUCUAGCCGAUGCUGCAGCUCUGGCUGAAGUCGCAAAGAAUGGAAUAUGUUGGGAAGGAAAGCAUUGUUUAUCGACCGGCGAUGAUUAA
Messenger RNA from Rotaria socialis, 891 nucleotides. Lineage: Eukaryota; Metazoa; Rotifera; Eurotatoria; Philodinida; Philodinidae. The record is from the annotation of a GenBank genome assembly.